AUGAUUGCACCGAAUGAUUCUGUAUCCCAUUCCCACAGUCUGCCACGGCAUGUGACAACCGAGGUAUUGUGGACCACCCAGAAUCACCAGGUCAGUCCGGCCGUUGAUAAUUUGAGCCGUGUGGCACGUUGGGUCGAAUCAGUUUCAACGUCCGAACACAGCCCUCCAGCCCUCUCUAAAGGCUGCUCAAAGCAUCCUCUACAGAGUUCCCCACUUUGCAAAAGUUGUAGCAAGGGCGUCACCUGUUCCUCUGCAUCCAAGUCACCAGAAGUCACCGGCCGAGGUAGUUCCGCUCCCGCUGCGCGAUUUAGAGCUCAGCAUGGGGCUAUGAUGUUUCAAGCGAUUGAUGAGAAUCAAUCCCAGUCAAUCGCCAAACCACCUUCAGAUUCACGAAAGCCUGAUGGAGCAUCGGAUCCAGGACUUCACAGAGAUCAAUCUUUUGGCUCUGUAAGCGGUCUGGACACAAUAACAGAGGGCCUAAAGGCCUCUCCGCUGCGCAAACCAGUACUCAAGCGUUUCGCGGACCUUUUUGUCUGCUCGCCCAGUUCUAAUCGACGCCGUCAGCAGCAGAGCUCACAGCAACAAGCAAGCAAGAUAUGCACACCCUUCUUCGGAGGCGUUGGGUCCAGCGGCGGAAGCGAAAGGGAAGUAAUUGCAGAAGGAGACCUCCUAUCCAUCAACUCAGCAGGCAUGCUUUUUACAUCAUUGAGUAAGGGAAGAGGGGGCGAGGAGAGUUUAUUUCUUGAAGCAGAACAAACCGGUCGGACGGCAAGUAAUAUGAAUCAGCAAGGAGCUGAAAAGUAUUGUGAUGAAGGGCAACAGGGGCGUCUCCGACUUAAGGAGGCUGGGACUAAACAUCGACUAGGUUUCCUUCAAAGCCCGCUCUUUGGCAAAUGCAGUCCUAACCGCACUGUCCCAACCGAGGCUCUUGCUUCCGCCGCUCCCCAAACCGCCCCUGCUCCUUCCCUUCAACGUUUUCACCCCAGUCGGCAGCAACAACAACAAGAUAGCAUGGCCUUCCACUGUCAGGUGGUUUUUGAGAAGUCACCACAUACUCACUGCCACCACAAAUGUGUCUCGCAGAGCUCCAGCAGUGGUCUUGGAAGCGAACACAGUGAGCAGCAGUCCCUGCGAUGUCACUGUUUGGUAGCACAGAGUGGAGCGCGAAUACGCAGAUGUCGAAUGCGCACACACCGAACACGGAUUGGGAUGACUGCUUCUCCAGAGGGGGAGAACGAAGGAGGAGCACUGGCAACUACUAAGUUCACAUGCGCUAGUGGAGGUGGGCACGCGAGCAGCGGCUAUGAAAGUGUUCUCCGCGAUGAUAGUGAACUCUCCUCUCAAUCAUCUAGCGGUGGAUCCUACCCAUGGCCACCUGUGGGAGCCAAGGAAGCUGCCUGCCAGACCAUGCCAUGCGAUUUGACGGAGAGUUCGAUCGCUGUGCCUCAGACGUCGUCAAUUGCUCCUGAGGUUCUUACUACCUCCCUCACGGAUACCGUUUCUGUAUCUGCGACAGGUGAUACUAUGUUGGCGUCCACAACCUCAAAAAGUAGGUCUUCCAACUUCCAACGACUUCUGGUAGGUUAG
Messenger RNA from Hydatigera taeniaeformis, 1587 nucleotides. Lineage: Eukaryota; Metazoa; Platyhelminthes; Cestoda; Cyclophyllidea; Taeniidae. The record is from the annotation of a GenBank genome assembly.